Molecule: messenger RNA, 564 nt
Organism: Microthlaspi erraticum
Lineage: Eukaryota; Viridiplantae; Streptophyta; Magnoliopsida; Brassicales; Brassicaceae
Source: the annotation of a GenBank genome assembly
AUGCACCCAACUUUACCGAUUUAUUCGGUCCUUAUCGCGUUUAUGCAAUUCCUUACUGUUAUAUGCAGUCUUGUUCCUAGGUUCACUUUAGUGGUGGAUAUUGUGAAGUCUUCUGUACCAGAUUUGUGGCAAUUUGGUUUGAACUUUCUGGAUAUGUCUAAUCCAUUUGUGAUCUUGGUUGAAUACUCCUUGAUGGAGUUUAGUUGUCUCCCAAAAUUUCUGCUUGUUUUGAGUGAUUUUAUUGCAGGGAGUUGGAGUUCGAAAGUUUCAAACACUUCGCUUCGUGUAGGCUCAGUAACUUGGUGCUUUGUCGCCAUAGAGUUUCAAGCCGUUUCUUUGGUUGCUAAAUUUGCAGUAGCUGCGUUUUCAACCCCGGGUUUAGGAUCAAUGAAGGUAUCCAAGUAUUCCCAAGGCACAACAUCACUUCUUCUUGUUAGUUUAAGUGUUGCUUUUGCCCUUAUCCAUGUUGUCUUUGUUUUCAUUCCCGCUUGCAAUGCGGUGUUUUUAGCCGGUUUGGCUCUGUUGUCCUGUUCUUGGAACAAUUCCUCCUUUAAUGGAGAGUAA